AUGUUAGGAGAGCAAAUUCGUCAAGGAUUCAGCCCUCUAUUAGCUGUUCUUACAUCAGAUGCUGUGGAACGUAUCGCUGCUAAGAAUAAUCUUAGCUUCACCGAUUUACUUUUACCAUUUGCCACUGUCAAUUGCACAUUAAAGGAUCCAUCGGGCUCAUCGGUAACAUCACGCAUAUUCUUUGACUUUCGAGAUCUUCAGCGAGAUGGAUUUCUUCUAAGUUUAACUGUUUUACCUUCCGUUUUACAUGAAACUGCGUCGUCGGUUGCAUCGACAUCGGAUUCCGACCCCGAACUUGCUUCCAUUGCUUUCAGUGAAACUUUACUGAAAUGGUCCGAACCGGCAGAGCAUGAAUAUCUUCGAACUUAUCUUGGUUGUGUGUUUGUCGUGUCUACCGAAGACGAGGAUCCUGUAGAAGAAUUAUCGAGAUUGAUUGAUAUUCAAUAUCAGCAACAGUGUGGACAAAAUGCCUUUGCUAUUGGGCCAGCAUAUUGUGUAAUGCCCAAAUGGAUGCUUUCAAAUAUUUUCAAAUAUUUCGUAAUUGUAGACGACGAGUCAUCAGGAAAUAGGUCGUCGAGGGCGCCUUCAGUGUUUUCAGCAAUUACUACGCAGUUUGGUGCUCAGAAUUGUUAUUUGCUCAAAGUGAAUUCAAAAUAUGAUGAUGAAUUAACGGAUCCAUGGCGUGUGCAUUUGGAAUCGAAAUAUCGUGGAUUGAAAAAAGGAUUACAACUUGCUAAGCAUAAAGUUCUCACAAAAACGAUGGGAUUAACUGAUGGCGUGAUCUCAUCAACCACUGAAUCAUCUCUAAUAGGACAGAAUAAUGGUGGUCUUCCCAGUUUUGGUAGUGUCUCUGCUGUACCUCAUGGACAAUAUCUUAGCUAUGAUGAUCGUGAAAGUAUCACAAAAAUGAUGGAGUGCAUGGUUCAUAAUGCUCUACUACCUUGGGUUGAACGACAAAUGCGCACUCUCAAUGAACAAGUCAUCGCGCGUCGUGGGAUAAGCAAGUCGUUGACUACCGGGGUACGAAAGUGGUUUGGAGCAGCAGCUGCUCAACAGACUACAUCAAUAACUUAUGCACAUGAUAGUGGCGAAAUGCAAAUUAGAUUAUUAGCCGAUCUUUGUUUUAUUUUUGGACUUUAUUCUUAUGCAUAUCAACUUUAUCAAACGGUUCGAAAAGAAUUUGCUGUUGAUCAGGCUUGGUUAUACAAUGCUGGAGCACUUGAAAUGGCAGCAUUGAGCUUAUUUUUAAGUGCAUCUCAAAUUACUGCAAAGCAAUAUCCACAGCAUUACAUGGAUGAUGCCAUCAACUUUUAUGCAACAGUCAGCCUAAAACCAAUUUUAACAAUGCGAGCUGCCAUUUUAAGUGCACUGAUACUCUCCACAUUGGAAUUAUAUAUUGAAGCAUGUACGCAACUUCUGAAACUAACGAAUUCUGAUGAUGACUUGUUCAGUGGUGUUUUGUUGGAAAGAGCAAGUGUUUAUUUCGGAAAUGCCAAGAUGCGUCGAAAAAUGGCAUUUCAUUAUGUGUUAGCAGGACAUCGGAUGUCGAAGGCUGGUCAGAAGCAAUUAUCCGUGGAAUGCUUCAAGCGCGCUCUUCCUGAAUAUAUUUCCAAACGUUGGACUUUUGCAGAAGAUCAUAUUCUUUACACAUUGGCUAAUGAAAGUGAGCAAAAAGAAGCCCUGUCGUGGUGCUUACCUUUAAUAAAAUCACAGUCGGUACAAUACGCCGAUCAGCAGCAACUUUUUCUCAAGCAUUACUUGAAACUUUUGAAACACUGUAAUAGUACUCGAACUCAUGCGCUUAUCAUGAUACCCUUAGUAGAUAUUCAAAACAUUGUUGUCAUUUAUGGAGAACGUCCGAUCGAAUUAACACCUGAAUUAGUCACAAAUGAGGAAACUUCGGAUCGAUGGAUGAAUUUGGCAAAAGCUGCAUAUUGCGCAAUAACAGGUUCUUUUGCCGAUUUUCGGGAAAUAGGGACUGUUCGUACUGCUUCUACAGAUAAUUCGAAGGUACCUUUUACUCCACCGUUGGAAAGAAUGCGAAUAAUACUUUCAUUAAAAAAUUCUAUGGAUAUUCCCUUGAUUUUGAAAAAUAUUCAUUUGGAAGUAUCAACUGAUCCGACGAUGUAUUUGCAAACCUUUAUCGACAAAGUCGUUUUAGAACCGAGAUGUGAUUGGAUUCCUUUAGAGUUCUCUAUUAUUCCAAAAGAAGUUAUUGAUAAAGUACGAGUGCAUAGUUUGUCGUUCAAUCUCGUAGUUGACGAAAUCAGUGUUACAAACUCAAUCCCACUUAACAUUCGCGGACCACGACUAAAUAACACAAAGAAGGAGAAAACAUCAAUCUUAUAUGGAGAGGAUUACCGUUUGACUGCAAAAGUUACCAAAAAGCGGUGGCCACUGGUUGAAAUUGAUUUGCCACCAAAGCGACGAUUAAUAGCAUUCUGUGGCCAAAUUUGUCGAUUUAACUGUGACGUGAACAAUAUAGGUGUAGUACCUCUGGAAGCUUUCUGCAUAGUCACUGAUCAUCCGGAGCUGAUUUCAGUUUAUGAGGAAGAUCCAGAAAGUACUGGAUUUCAGUCUGUGAAAUGUACUUCAGCAACUAUAGAUGCUGCAAUUGGUGUUUUCAACUUGAAAUACGGCGUUAUUGGCGUAGGCCAGAAGAAAAGGUUACAGUUAGCAGUUCGAGCUCCUGCUACUGAAUCUCUUGGGCUUAGCGUGAUGCUGAUUUGCUAUUAUCGUGGUAAUAAUUGUAUGAUCAGAGAAGAGAGGCAUGUAAUCGUAAUUGACACCCGUGUAAUUUUAGAAACUUCAUUAAGGCUUGUGGAUUAUGCCACUGGCGCAUGCGUAUUACAGCUUCGUAACCUCGUACCGAAUCGUAGUUCUUUACUCGCCAAAAUUGAAUUAAUAAGGAUACGGUCGUCGGUCGCUCAUGCCAGGAUAAAUUUCAAUUCGAAAACAUGGCCAGAUUCUUUGCCACAGAUUUUUUUACAUCCUUUGCAAAAGCGUCGAGUGGAGUUGGAAAGUGAACAAACAGAUAGCAUAUCAUUUUUGGCUAAUGGGCGUGAGGGAGCAGUGUCCUUAUGGUUUUGCGACGAAAUCAGUGAUAUUCCGGAAUGGUCUAGUACUUCGGACCGUGCAUCUGAAAUAUGCGGUGUCAUAUUUUCCUCAAAACAAAGUAUAGAGAAUGAGAAUACAGCAGUGCCGGAACUUGAUUUGUUCUUUGCAGUUCUUUGGAAAGCUAAUGUCGUUAAUAGCGAUGGUACUGCUUCUACAGUGUUCGGUGAGAACUUUAUGCCAAACCCAUUUCCGCUUGGUUGUUCGAUGCCGUUCUGUACUCCUCAUGUUCUUCGUCCAUUUUCAAUCCAAGAAUCGAGUCGAAAUCUCGAAAUGAAGUGUGUUUCUUCAGUCCCAUCAACAACAACUGAUAUAAAUCUAUUUUCUUUCAUUUGCAAAAUGUCGACAUCUUCAUCCGUCACCUAUCACAAUUUUAAUAAUGAAAGGUCGUGCCACAUACCAGUACAGAUAGCAAUAACGAAUGAUGAUAUUCUUCAUCGUCGGAGUUGCACAGUCACUGUUCAUUUUCUGGAUUCCAGUCUUGUUCGGAAGCAGACAGUAAAUUCCGAAAGCACCAACAUUUCAGGAUUUCUACCACAAAACAUGAUUUCAUCAUCAAGUUCACAUGUGUAUUCCUCAUUAACUUUGCAACCACUAGUUGUAGCGAAUCGUUCACGUAUGCAUGCAACAAUAGCUUUUGGUUGUACGCAGAUUUUUGAUAUCGAACUCACUGUCUAUUGUCCUUCCAUCUAUGAUAUCGGUCGUUUUCAAGCCAUUGGCUUAUUCGAUGAUGGAACUGAAGUGCCUAUAGAUGUACCUCCGACAUAUGUUACUGUGAUUGAUAAACGGGUUUGA
Molecule: messenger RNA, 3909 nt
Organism: Cercopithifilaria johnstoni
Lineage: Eukaryota; Metazoa; Nematoda; Chromadorea; Rhabditida; Onchocercidae
Source: the annotation of a GenBank genome assembly